UUGAUCCAGCGCUGGCAUCCGACUCUCAGUAAUGGGAGGUUUGGCAGCAGGCUCUGCUCUAACUGACAUCACAGGAUGAGAGGGAUGAGACAGCACAAACAGGCUAGACUCAAGGAACUGUUACUGUGUUAUUGCUAUCACUCUUUGCUAAGCUUGCCUCGACUGCCAUGGAGCAGACAGGAGGGUCUCAUCUUAUUCAAAAUCUGACUUUGAGUGCCGGCACAGCCUUGAAGGUGGUUUCUUUGACACCUACUUUCCAGCAUGUCACCUGGAUCCGACAGAACAUCCGCAAGAAGGAGUGCUGCUUCUUUGAAAUCGGUGCCAGAGAGGAUGUGUGCAUGUGCGGCUACUCCAAGAGUGAGCAUGUGGCUGACGCCAUUCAGACAGAGGUCAUGGGUAGCGGGACCUGGGACCCGCUCACGCACAUCCGUGAAGUACCCACGGAUGCUUUCGGGGACAUCAGCUUUGGUGGUUUGAGACAGACGACAACCAAGUAUGCUCGAGUGUCCACAGACACCACUCCUGAGGUGCUUUACCAGUUAAUGACUGAACAGUGGAAAGUGUCUCCACCCAACCUGCUCAUCUCAGUCACCGGGGGAGCCAAGAAUUUCUACCUGAAAACCCGGCUCAAAAACGUCUUCCAAAGAGGUCUCAUCAAAGUGGCCCAGACAACAGGUGCAUGGAUCAUCACGGGCGGAACCAACACUGGUGUUAUGAAGCAUGUUGGGCAGGCUGUGAGGGAUUACUCCCUAAGCAGUUCCAUGCAGGGCCAGAUUGUGACCAUUGGACUGGCAACGUGGGGAGUCAUUCACAACAAAGAAGUGUUAGUGCAUUCGCAGGGUUGUUUCCCCGCUCAUUACCCAAUGGACGUCAAGGGUCGACUUCCCUGCCUUGACAACAAUCACACCCACUUCCUGUUGGUGGAUGAUGGCACCUACGGUCGCUAUGGUGUCGAGAUCGAUCUUAGAAGUCGUCUGGAGAAGUUCAUCUCCCAAAAGACUCUUGGAAACAAAGCUGUUGGUGUGACCAUUCCUGCGGUGUGUGUGGUUUUGGACGGAGGAGGAGGCACUCUCAAUACCAUCUACACAGCCAUGCUCAAUGACACGCCGUGUGUGGUGUUGGAGGGUUCCGGGAGAAUAGCUGACGUGAUCGCCCACGCGGCGGGACUACCCGUGAGCCAGGUCACCAUCAGUCUCAUCCACCGCCUGCUCAAGAAGUUCCUUAGCCUGGAGUACGACAACUUCACCGACCUCACGAUCAUUGAGUGGACCAAAAAGAUUCAGGACAUCAUCAGGAUGUCUCACCUGCUGACUGUGUUCAGAGGAGGUGGAGACAGUCACGGAGAUGUGGAUGUGGCCAUUUUACAAGCACUCUUUAAAGCUUCACGGGCCAGCGCAUCACGAGUAGUGGAGGGAUGGCGGAGGCAGCUGGAGCUGGCUAUAGUCUGGAACAGAGUGGACAUAGCCGCCACCGAGAUCUUCACCGACGAGAGUCAAUGGAAGUCCAGUGAUCUCCACUGGGCCAUGUUCUCAGCCCUGGCCGGCAACAAGCCUCGGUUUGUGAGCCUCCUGCUGGAGAACGGUGUGAGUCUGAGGGAGUUUCUGCAGAGCGAAGACACUCUGUGCGAGCUCUACAAGCAGCUGCCCAACUGCUUCUUCUUGCGCAAGCUGGCCAAACGUGUCCACGCCUCCUGCCCUCGGAGGAGGAGAGUGUUCGCCACCAGAAACCGUGUGUGCUCAUCACAGAGCACGGGCAUCGCCUUGAGUCACGUGUCGGACGAGGAGCGACACUUGCUGGGUAAAUUCACCCAACCAAUCUACCCGCCCCCCACCAUGAUGUACCACUUUAACAUGGAGGACGCAACAUCGCUGUCAAGAAGCUUGUCGGGUUCUCAAGCUCCCCUCAGGGUGGACCUCGCUGAGGCCCAGAGAGACCCAGCCAGGGACCUUUUUCUUUGGGCUGUCGUCCAGAAAAAUAGAGAGCUGUCCGAAAUCACCUGGGAACAGUGUACAGACUGUGUGUCCGCCGCUCUGGCCGCCUGCAAGAUCCUGCGAAAAAUGGCAGAGGAGGGCAGCGAUGCGGACGAGGCCGUGGAAAUGCGAGACCUGGCUGAUCACUUUGAGAUGCACGCCAUCGGUGUGUUCACCCAGUGUUACAGUGGUGGUGAGGAGCGUGCUAAGAGGCUGCUGGUUCGCGUGUAAAGCAAUUGGGGGAAGACCACGUGUCUGAGACUAGCGCUGGAGGCUAACUGUAAAAGUUUUGUGGCGUUGUCAGGUGUCCAGGCCCUGCUGACUGAGAUCUGGUGUGGUGAACUUUCAGUGGACAAUCCUGUGUGGAGAGUGACGAUCUGCAUGAUCUUCUUCCCGCUUAUCUACACUGGCUUCCUGACCUACAGACCUGACGAGCUAAUCCAAAAGCAAAAUGAGAAAAGUGAGGAUAUCAAGACGGUGGCAAGCGUCACGGGAAGUGUGCUCCGAUCAAAAGCUAAAAAUCCUGAUCUCACAACCAUGAAGUCUCUGAACUGCUGGUCCAGACUGGCUUGCUUGUACAGCUCGCCACAGGUCAAGUUCUACUGGAAUAUCGUGUCCUAUUUCGCCUUCCUUUUCCUCUUUGCGGUGGUGCUAAUGAUGGACUUUCAGACCAUACCCUCCCCUGCGGAGAUUCUGCUGUAUGUGUGGCUCUUCUCUGUGGUGAGCGAAGAGGUCCGGCAGUUGUUUUAUGACCCUGAUGGCUUUGGGUUCCAUAAAAAAGCCAGGAUGUACAUCAGAGAACUUUGGAAUAUUUUGGAUGUUCUGUCCAUUGUCCUCUUCAUCAUCGGCCUUGUCUUUAGGCUAACAACCAAGCUAUUCUACGCUGGCAAGAUCAUCCUCUGCAUCGACUUUGUGGUCUUCUGCUUGCGUCUCAUGGCCAUCUUCAGCAUCAGUCGGACGCUUGGACCUAAGAUCAUCAUCGUCAGGAGGAUGAUGAUGGACAUGUUCUUCUUCAUGUUCCUGCUGAGUAUCUGGGUGGUGGCGUAUGGCGUAGCCAAGCAGGGCAUUCUGAUCCACAACGAUAGGCGACUGGAGUGGAUUUUCCGGGGGGCCGUAUACGAGCCCUACCUCAUCAUAUUUGGCAACGUCCCCACCAACGUUGAUUAUUCAGAAUUUGACUUGGACUCCUGCAGCAUGAAUGGCACCGACCCCUUGAAGCCCAAAUGUCCUGUGUUGAAUGAGAACCAAACCCCGGCCUUCCCUGAGUGGCUCACCAUCAUCAUGCUGUGCGUUUACCUCCUCUUUGCCAAUAUACUUCUACUCAACCUUCUGAUCGCCAUCUUCAACUUCACUUUCCAGGAAGUGCAGGACAACACAGACCGUAUAUGGAAGUUCCAAAGAUACGAGCUCAUUAAGGAGUACCACAGCCGGCCCGCUGCCCCUCCCCCCUUCAUCAUCCUCAGCCACCUUUACAUCUUCAUCAGGAAUGUGCUUCUUUGCAGGCCACCACUUAAAUCACGAAAGUUCAGGACUGAACUUCCUCACAUUGAAGAAGAGGAGCUGCUAUCGUGGGAGGCCCUGAUGAAGGACAGAUACCUCCUAUCCACUCAGCAGCAGCGGAGUCAGACCAUGGAACGUUGCAUCGUGGACACUGCGCAAAAAGUCAACGCCAUAACCGAGAGGCUGGAGCGGGAAGAGGAGAUUAGCUCUGCUAUCUUGAUUAAGCGUCUGGCCCGACUGGAGGAGCAGGUUGUCCAGUCAGCCAAAGGCCUGCAGUGGAUCAUGGAGAGUCUGAAGUCCAAGGGCCUUGCCUGGAAAGAGGAGCAACCACUGCCGAUACUUCCAACAGGGAAGGACUCUUCCGAAACCCUGGAAUCUGUGGAAGAGACAGACGGAUUUCACGUCAAAGCCCGACAGUUCCACUAUCCAAACAGCAAAGUCACUCGCUUCCCUGUACCUGAGGAGAAAGUGCCGUGGGAGGUCAGCUUCACCUCAUACACGCCUUCAUAUUUUAGCUCAGAGGACAAUGUAGACGGAUCAGACACUGAAGUCUUGGAAAAUUAUAGAAACCCUGGAGGCAGGACUGGCAUCAGAGGUCGGGGUUCACUCAGUCAUCUUGGUCCAAAUCUGCAAGUAGACCUCGUGAUUACACGUUUGCGGGACAGUGGGCGCUCAGUUUUGGAGUUUCUGGCAGUUGAAGACAAGCAGCAAAAGAUGGUUCUACCAGGGGGACCGGUUGAAUCUGCAGAACGUCUGCCAUCCGCUCUGAUGAGAACCAUGGGCGAGAGCUUGUAUGAAAAAUUAUGUGAAAAGAUAGCGGAGGGAAUACUGGUGUUUGAAGGUUACGUGGAUGACGUCAGAAACACAGACAACGCCUGGAUAGAGACUACCGUCCUCAACCUUCACCUUGACUCAAGUGAGGAUUCGGAGGAUAUCGUCAACAUGGUGGCGUGCAGUCGCGGCUCUCUGCAAUGGCAAGAGGUGAGCUGCAAAAACGGACUUUGUUCAGACCAAAGCGACUCACUGCGGCGGGUCGCCAUGCUGUAUAACAGGAAUUCAUAACUCUCAUGUCGAUAUCCAUUUCAUAUCAUUACAUUUCGCUCGAAUGUCAUGCACAACCUUUCUGGUGUUCAGCGCUACACCUGUAUGUUGCUCACAGCUGACUCCCUAACAUACAUCGCUCCAUAAUCCAUAAACAGAUGUCCAACAACUAGUCAUUAUCUUGGACCAUAAUAAGCCACAUACCUGAAAAUGGAUAACAAUAAGUCGAGAGUAAAUUGUGCCAAUUAAUUAAUUGAGGUCGACUCGAGUAUAAUGCCUGCACUAACCUUGAGCGCCUCUAGAGGCACUAUGUUUGUUUUGGGGUUAUUUGUCAGUCUUUUGUUGGGAAGGAUGCUAUAUUCUGAGAGUUUUGAGUUCGUUUUGCAGCUUAGAGGUAAAUAACUUUGAUUCAAACACACACACAAUCCAGUUCUCAUGUGCACGUUUAUUGUCUAGUCUAUAUGGGAAUUUGAGCAAGUAUGUCACAAAGAAAAAUAACUACAGGGAGAGGAGUUGCAAAGAAUGAGAACUUCUGCAAAGACUACUUGAAUGUUUACUUCUAGAUGGGACAGUAUAUUAAAUGUGUUCCUGCUGCCAUUGUAUUUUAGUGUGAGUUUAUGAUUUUUGUUACUUUAAAUUAAUCAAGCCUUUUAAAUAAAUAAAUAAACAGAGCACUA
Molecule: messenger RNA, 5188 nt
Organism: Hippocampus comes (tiger tail seahorse)
Lineage: Eukaryota; Metazoa; Chordata; Actinopteri; Syngnathiformes; Syngnathidae
Gene: trpm2
Product: transient receptor potential cation channel, subfamily M, member 2
Exons: 32
Biological process (GO): calcium ion transmembrane transport
Cellular component (GO): plasma membrane
Molecular function (GO): ligand-gated calcium channel activity
Source: RefSeq, a predicted model, not a curated record